This is a messenger RNA of Phycomyces blakesleeanus NRRL 1555(-), 1829 nucleotides long. RefSeq lists its product as hypothetical. The transcript has 6 exons. NCBI's taxonomy places the organism in Eukaryota, Fungi, Mucoromycota, Mucoromycetes, Mucorales, Phycomycetaceae. Gene Ontology annotation, molecular function: LPPG:FO 2-phospho-L-lactate transferase activity. The record is from RefSeq and is a predicted model, not a curated record. The coding region runs from base 1 to 1608 and encodes 535 amino acids.
AUGAUUCUUGAAAUAGAUGAUGAAACAAUCAGCUUUAAGGUGCUUCGGUUAGCUGUUAUCAGUCCAACUCUUCACAGACAAUGGCAUAUGAAGUACACAAUAAAAAGCCCUUCGUUUGUCAUAUUUUCUGGAGGUUCUGCUUGCAACCACAUUAUCCGAGCAUUUCAUGAAUCGCCCGGUCAAGAUGUAUCAUAUGUUUUGGGAGUGUCUGACAACGGCGGUUCCACAAGCGAGCUAUUGAGAGUAUUAGGUGGGCCAAGUAUUGGCGACCUGCGUUCUCGGCUUCUCAAGAUGAUGGACCUUGUAAGCGAUCAACCAUGCGUUGAGCGCACAGCCAUCAAAGAACUCUUGUCCUACAGACUUCCUUCAAAUAUACCCGAUCACCUCGUGAAAGAUGAAUGGACAAGCAUUGUAGAAGGACGCCACACGCAAAAAGAAACAAUUCGUGGGUUCCUCACUCUAUUCAACUUUGAAAUCCUCAAGCGUGCCCACAAACAAUUUAACUUUUGCAACGGAAGCAUCGGCAAUUUCUUUCUCACGGGUGCCCGUCUCUUCCUUGGUUCCCUAGAAGCAGCAAUCUUCCUCUUGUCAGCGAUUACGGGAAUUCAGUCUGAUAGAGCCAGUAUAGUUCCUGUCAUCAACACCAAUCACACUGUCACCAUUGCAGCCUUGCUGGCAGACGGAGGCACACUUGUCGGCCAAUGUGAAAUAUCACACCCUCCCAACAAUCCUGCACCAGAUACGCCCGGUGGACGACGAAAGAAGUACCGAACAAACCCAAUCGAUGCAUUUUCCUGCCUUUCCGAGGAAGAAGAGAUGUACAGGAUGAAUGUGGCCAACACAAACCUCGUGUUUUCAAAAUUCGCAGACGAAAAAUUAGAGUCUCCCAUCAAACGCAUCUUUUACAUGAACGACUAUGGACAGGAGAUUUACCCCAUUCCCAAUCCAAAAGUCAUUUCUCAGCUCUCGACAAAGGAGACCCUGGUGUACUCCAUCGGCUCUCUCUACACCUCUGUCUUGCCCUGUCUAGUCCUGCGUCAUGUAGGCAAUGCUAUUGCGCAGUCGUCCUCGUUAAAGCACAAGAUAUUGCUUCUCAAUGGGUCCAAUGACCGCGAGACAAGCGAUUACAGCGCUUUGGAUUUCAUAUCAGCAAUCACAAACGGGCUUAACGAAAGUAAGAAGAUAGACUGUCGACGUGCAUUCUACCAAUCCUGCGACGAGGAGCCUGAUCUACUACUCGAGUCUCCUCUGGUUCUCCCCUCAAGCAGCUACUGUAGUGUGAGCAGCAGCAGCAGCAGCAAUAGCACAACCUCAAGCUGCGGGACUAUAUCCCCAGGUUGUUCUCCACGCCAGGGAUCUGGUUCAGGCUCUUUCGAGCAAGCCGAAUACCCUCCUUUCCCUAACCACCUGUUUUAUCCCAGCCCACCCUCUGCCUUUAUCACUCAUCUAGUCUAUCUGGACAACUCGACAAUACCAGUAGAUAAAAUUGCCAUCCAAAAAUUAGGUAUACAGCCAAUAUGUAUCCGCGGAACCCUUUCCGGCACAGGAGAACCUGUCUAUGAUGAAACCGCGGUUUCCAACAUAAUUCGACGCAUUGUACAUAGUUGAACCACAUACACACACACACACACAUACAUACAUACAUACAUACAUACAUACAUAAUUACAUACCUACAUACAUACAUAAUAGCAUAUCUUAUUCAUUUAUCUUUCGCCUUUCUCUUUAUCUAUAUGUCUAUCUUUAUACUUAUACUUAUACCUAUAUCUUUAUCUACAUCUACCUCUUUUUCUUUAUCACAAACAAAUAAAAAAUAGAAGCAGGUUCGCAU